AUAACUUGUGAAAAAUAAGUGAAACUAUCUUUCAAAACAAUAAUUUCCAUAAAAUACAGCAAAUAUUAAUAAUCAUGUAUAAGCUAUCACUUUUACUAGUCGUACUAAUCGCCUACCGGUGCCAAUGCGAGUUUGACUACAGCCAGUACUGGCCGGGCCAGUCCACAGCGGCGCCUAUAGUACAGGAGUGUGGGGUCGGACUCAUACCAAUCAAUCCCGACAUUAACGGCACCCGAGACGCCGAGGUCGGGGAGGUUUCGUGGGAGGUGUCGGUGCAGCCCAAGACCAGCGGCAAGUGGGCCCACGGGUGCGGUGGGGUUGUCAUCAACAAGAACUUUGUCUUAACCACCGCCAAAUGUAUCGGAGGUACAAAUAAGGAGGCGAUGCUAAGGUCAGAGGCCGGUAAUGUCAACCUAACCAAAGGUGGUUGGGUUAGACGUAGGCGGGCGUCAUACCCG
This is a messenger RNA of Oppiella nova, 458 nucleotides long. The record is from the annotation of a GenBank genome assembly. NCBI's taxonomy places the organism in Eukaryota, Metazoa, Arthropoda, Arachnida, Sarcoptiformes, Oppiidae.